This is a messenger RNA of Glycine soja, 1112 nucleotides long. RefSeq lists its product as uncharacterized. Bases 66 to 935 code for a protein of 289 amino acids. The record is from RefSeq and is a predicted model, not a curated record. The transcript has a single exon. Lineage: Eukaryota; Viridiplantae; Streptophyta; Magnoliopsida; Fabales; Fabaceae. Gene Ontology annotation, biological process: shoot system development; root development.
UGUAAUAGCAUCCCAAAAUUGAGCUUCUAUUGGAGAGAAGCAACCACCAAAUUAAAAGAUCUACCAUGGCAAACAAGUUCCAUAAGCUUCGCUCAAUAAGUUUGCCUUCUAGAUCUCAUCCUAGCACCGUUAGAGUAGAGGAGGAGCUGAGAAAGAUCAAAACUUGGGAAGGAACAUCCACAAUAUCCACAUCAAAGUCUAUUCACACAGGCCUUUCAUUGCUUGAAGAUUUGUACAUUUGCUUGGAUGAUCUUCUCAACAUGGCAUCCACCCAAAAGGUGAUUUCUCACCAUAGGGGUGACAAAUGUGUGGAAGAAGUGUUGGAUGGUUCGGUGAGAAUUUUGGAUAUAUGUGGCAUCACAAGGGACACCAUGUUGCAAAUUAAGGAAAAUGUCCAAGCCCUUCAUUCUUCUCUUCGAAGAAGAAAAGGAGACUCAUGUGUUGAAGCAAGUGUGGCCGAGUACAAGUUGUUCACAAAAACGAUGAAGAAGAAUGCCAUUAAGUUGAUCUCAUCUUUGAAGCAGAUGGAUGGCAAAUUUGGGGUGUCCCCACUUUUGGAUCUUGAUCACCACUUUGCUGCUGCGAUUAGAGUUCUUAGGGAAGUCAUUCUAAUCAACUUGUCAGUCUUCCAAUUUAUUUUGUCAUUCUUGACCGUGUCUUCAUCGAACUCAAAGACAUCCAAAUGGUCGUUGGUGGCAAAAUUGAUGCAUAAGGGGGCAAAACCAUGUGAUGGCACCAAUGAUGAGAUGCAGUGUGUGGAAGCAGCUUUGAGCUCCCUCCUAAAUGAAGGGACUAAUGAUGACAAGAUACAUGUGGCACAUGAAAGGUUGGAGGCUUUGGAGGAUGCCAUUGAAAGUUUUGAGAAUGGUUUGGAGAGUUUGUUUAGGCAUUUGAUUAAGACUAGAGCUUCCCUUUUGAACAUAAUAUCUCAGUAGAGUAUUUUCAAUAGCAUCUUUUCUCCAAUUCCUGCAAUGCAUCCAAAUUUUAGGGACCUGCCGAGGAAAAUAAUAUUUUUUUUACUGAUAAAAUAUAUAAUAUUUAAUAACAAUUUAUAGAUUUGUACAACUCAUAAGUAAUACAUUGAAGUGUAAAGAAAAUGCUCAUUUUCUAUU